GAGAAUAAAAAUCCAAAAACGUGUAUAUAACGCUAUCAGAGAGUGCAAGCUCAGUUCCUACUGCUUACUCUCCUCUUCCAUUUGCAGAUCUCAUUUUUCAAUCACCGUUUCAUUGAGGGUUUUAAUUUCUGUUUGAGAAAUUUCAUAUCAUGGGUCGUGGAGUUAGCAGCGGAGGAGGGCAAAGUUCAUUGGGCUAUUUGUUUGGGAGUGGAGAGGCUCCAAAAGCUUCCAGCAACGACGCGCAACCUGCUCCAAUUGAUGCCCCAGUUGUAAACAUUGUGCCUCCGUCGAAACCUGCUGCUGCUCCUGAACCAGGAGAGGUCAUCAAACAGAUUCCUGCUGGUCUUAAUAGCACUUCUUCAAACAACUAUAUGCGUGCUGAUGGCCAGAACACUGGAAACUUUCUCACGGAUCGACCUUCAACCAAAGUCCAUGCUGCACCCGGUGGGGGAUCUUCUCUGGGAUACCUUUUUGGUGGCGGUAGUAACUGAGAUAUACCUGAACCUCUUCAUGUUGGAUGUGCCCUUUUUUUGAUUCUUAUUUUGGAUGAAGCAAUGCUCUCAUCUCUGUUAUCAUCAAAGAAAAGUUGAAGGAUGAUGUGAUGUAAUAUAUAGGUGGUGCUGCUGUUUGGAUUAUUCAAUUAAAUAUCAAUGGAUUUUAUAUUUGUCUCCCAA
Mercurialis annua (annual mercury) is the source of this 674-nucleotide messenger RNA. RefSeq names its product protein SPIRAL1-like 2. Lineage: Eukaryota; Viridiplantae; Streptophyta; Magnoliopsida; Malpighiales; Euphorbiaceae. Gene Ontology annotation, cellular component: cortical microtubule, transverse to long axis. The transcript is spliced from 3 exons. The record is from RefSeq and is a predicted model, not a curated record. Gene Ontology annotation, biological process: cortical microtubule organization. Bases 150 to 491 code for a protein of 113 amino acids.